AUGACAACCACACCAAUUUUUAGUGGUAAAAUUGAUUAUAAAGAAAUUAAAACAUGGGAUCAAACUGAAUUUGAUGAAAAGAAUUUAGUGAAUGAUAAAGAUAAAGUACCAAUUGAAAAUUUUCAUAUUAAUGGUCCAAUACAAUUCAAAAUUGAUACAGAAAUUAACUCAAGAAUUUGUUUAUGGAUGGGAGAUAUUUGUAAUUUAAAUACUGAUACAAUAGUUUAUAGUAAUAGUAAAACAUUGACAGAAAGUGACACCAUCUCUGACAAAAUCUUUAAAUAUGGCGGUAGCGAAAUGAUGAAUGAUAUUCAAAAGAAUGGUGAAUGCAGAUAUGGUGAGUCCAUCAUAACAUCAGGCGGCAAUUUACCAUCGAGAUUUGUGGUUCAUACAGUUUGUCCAACAUAUAAUCCAAAAUAUUUAUCAGCGGCAGAGAAUGCACUCAAUAGUUGUUACAGAUCGGCAUUUCAUUUAUCAAUGGAUGUAAAAUCCAAAUCAAUCUCAUUCUCAACACUUCAUUCUGAAAAGAGACAAUUUCCAUCAGUUGGUGGUUGUCAUAUAGCAUUACGUACAAUUCGUAGAUUUUUAGAAAAACCAUUUAGUAAAUCAUUUGAAAAAGUAAUUCUAGCUAUCAAUACUUUUGAAGAUUUAAGACUAUAUGAACAAAUGUUACCAAUCUAUUUUCCAAGAAAUCAACAAGAACUUAAAUUCUCUCAAAUAUCAUUACCAAAAGAUGUUGGUGAUGAAAAUGGUGAAGCAAUUGUAGAAAGUAGAAAAAUUAGAAUUAUUGAAACACCAUCAACAAUUAUAAGAGAACCUGAAGAUUAUAAUUGUUUUUAUAGUAACAAUAAUAAUAAUAAUAAUAAUGUAAAUAAUGUAAAUAAUAAUAAUAGUAAUAAUAAUAAUAGUAAUAAUAAUAAUAGUAGUAGUAAUAAUAUUGAUAUUAUUCAAAAAAAUAAUAAAAAUGAAUUUAAUAAUUAUAAAUAUGAUUCAAUUGAUAAGAUAUUGAAUCCAUUUUCAUCAAAUUUUAGUUCAUCACCAUAUGACGCAACUAUGGAUAAUGAUUCAUUCAUGUUAAAAAGAGAGGAUCCAGAUAUUGAAAAGAGAAGACAAUUUUCAAAGAAAUCUGAAAAACAAAUUGAAAAUGAAAAAUUGAAAGCACAAUUUCAAACAUUAUUAACGAGAUCAAAGGUUGAAGAUUUAUCAGAUGUAUCUCGUUUAAAUUUCACUCUUCAAACAACUGAUGAUCAAAAUAGACCAAUAGUAGUUAUCAUUGGUUCACAAUUAAAUUCUAGAAAAGAUUUAUAUGAUCAAGUUUUACUUUACCUAAUUAGAGUUUUAGAACAAACCAUUCAAAGAGGUAAUUUUUCAAUAAUUUAUUUUCAUUCAAAUAUGUCAUCUCAACAAUCUCCAGAUUUAUCUUGGUUAAAAAAAUUAUUAGAAAUUUUUGAAUUAAAGUAUAAUAAUUAUUUAAAAGAUUUUAAUAUUGUACAUCCAACAUUUUUAUUAAAAACUACACUUUUCAUAUCGAAAUCUAUAUUAGGUGAUAAAGGUGUUUUAUCAAAAAUAAUUUACCAUGAAAAUAUGAAUAAAAUUUCAAAAUUAAUUUCAAAAUGUAAUAUCCCAAAAAGUAUUUUUAGUUAUGAAUUUUCAAAGAAUGAAAUUGAUAAUUUCUCAUUUUCUUUUGAUAAUGAUGUUACUUUAUAG
Dictyostelium discoideum AX4 is the source of this 1707-nucleotide messenger RNA. It is a transcript of the gene gdap2, whose product is annotated as ganglioside induced differentiation associated protein 2. Bases 1 to 1707 code for a protein of 568 amino acids. The record is from RefSeq and is a predicted model, not a curated record. Lineage: Eukaryota; Evosea; Eumycetozoa; Dictyosteliales; Dictyosteliaceae. The transcript has 2 exons.